This is a messenger RNA of Tribolium madens (black flour beetle), 627 nucleotides long. RefSeq names its product mitochondrial translation release factor in rescue. Gene Ontology annotation, molecular function: translation release factor activity. Gene Ontology annotation, cellular component: mitochondrion. Lineage: Eukaryota; Metazoa; Arthropoda; Insecta; Coleoptera; Tenebrionidae. Gene Ontology annotation, biological process: translational termination. The transcript has 3 exons. The record is from RefSeq and is a predicted model, not a curated record. The coding region runs from base 179 to 577 and encodes 132 amino acids.
UUUUGAAAUUAUACAAAGAUUUAUUAAGAUACGGCCAAAAUCUGAAAUUUACUGACAAAGACUAUUUCUGCAAGCGAAUUCGUCGUGAAUUCCGCAAAAAUCGCGACCUCGCAGACGAAUCGGCCAUCAGUUUCAACUUUGAGAAAGGAAUAGUGCUGCUUGUACGACGUGCCGUCCAAUGAUUAACCGAGCUCGUCUCAUUUUUAGUAUAGUUAGAUUCAAACAUAUCGAUUAUUCAAAGGUGCCCCAACUCGUUGAAAGUGAGUUGGAGGAGCAACAUGUAAGGGGCUCCGGCCCUGGAGGACAAGCUACCAAUAAAACAUCGAAUUGUGUCGUGCUUAAACAUAUUCCGACAGGGGUUGUCAUCAAGUGUCACGAAACCAGAUCUUUGGAACAAAACAGAAAAAAAGCACGGCAGUAUUUAGUCACAAAACUUGAUAAUUUGUUAAAUGGGGAUCAAAGUGUUGAGGCACAAAUGAAGGAAAUUGAAAAAAAGAACAAAUUAAAUAAAGAGAGAAAAAGGGAGAAAUUGAAUCAAUUGAAAGCCGAGUGGAAAAAACGUGAAAAUAUAGAGUAACUGUUAUUUUUUAUGAGGUAAUUUGCUUGCGAAAUAAACUAAAAGGGGAA